UUUUGUGAUAUAAGAACACUCUUUGUCACUAGGGAAAGAAGGUGUGGGGCAAACCACAUCCUGCAUGCCAAUAACUGAGCUACGAAAUAAUCUCUUCGUGUCAUAGAGGAAGGAAGUGUAAAUCCGAUAUUUCUGAAUUAUUUCACUGGGCGAAGACGGCGAUGGAGGGUUCAGGUUCCGAUCCGGAUUCACCGCCUGCCAGAAGAGCAAGGCUCUGCGACAACUCCUAUUCUAACUUUGAAAUGAAUUUAAGAAGUGGGACCAUAUCUUUGAGAAUCAGCGAUCGCUUCGCUCAGACUGUUGGCGGCAUUAUCUGCCCGAUCGUGAUAGCAGGAGCGAGUGUUUGCUUACUGAAACAAUUGCACUCCAUGAAUGGUGUCCUGUCAGAAGUAGCUGAAGCUUUCGGCCUGUUCUUGAGGGCAACAAGACCAGGGAGCAUCAUCGUUGAGUUUGGGGUCAGAGACCCACCGAGCGAGGACACUUUCAAACAAUUUCUCCAAAAACUCAAGACCGAGCUGCAGAAGCUGUUGCCGUCUGCUAACUUCUGGAUCGACAGAAUUGAAGACCCUGCGAACGCUCGAGCUCCACUGGAGCCGCUGGUCUCAGAGGUGGAUUUCGCACGGCACAUUCUGAAAUUUGUGUGCAGUGAACUUGAAGCUGAAGUGAAAGCCCUAUCAAGUGGAACAGUGGAUUGGCUUGACAUCAGAAAUACCAUAGGAGAUCUCAAGUGCCUUAUUAAGAAAUUUGAAGAAAAACGUACCAAGAUUUCCAUGCUGUCACAAAAUGGAAAAGGAAAAAGUUCCAUACUGAAUUUCCUUCUGUGUCUCACAGCUGAUAGUGAAGUGGAAUACAAGCAAAACAAUAUGUACCUGAAGGACUUGAGCAAAACAAACACCAGGCAAGAAAUGGCAAAGAUUCCUCAAGUUAUUAGAGAAGAACUUGAAAAACUGAAAGAAGAUGAAAGAAAAGAAGUCUUUCAAAGAAUGUUUGCAAAGUGCAAACGCACAUCAACUUUUCCUCAUUCGAAGAUGGCAGAGGCCCUGAAGAAUGAAAAAAGAUCAUUUGAUUCACUCAGCAAUUAUUUUGAGUCAAGUGGUUCUAAUUUUCUCCAACCUUAUUUGCUUCCAGUGAAGGAUAUAACAAAUAUUCAUUCAACAACCACAAAAUGCAAUGUUCGUUUGAAAUAUGGCACGGUUUAUCAAAUGAAAAUAAAAUACUUCAACAUUGAAGAACUUCAAUCAAUUCUUUAUGAGCUGGUGACCAUGGUAAAAGAAGAACAUGGACUAGGGGAGUACAGAAACAACAUUUUUAUCUCCCAUGAAUAUUCCAUUCGGCCCAGUUGCAUGGCAGACAUGAAACUCAGCAGAUGGAGGUGUUCUUACAUUUCACUUUGUGAUAGUAGUGAUGUUGGCUUCAGUACCGAAAAAGACCGAAGAGACACUUCUCGGAAAGCAUUAGCGGAACUGUUUUGUCUUCUCACUACUUACUUCCCAGAUGGCUCUUUUGAUCAGAAUGUGUUGCAGAAUAUUGAAAGUCCAGGGUCCAUUCAGCUUCGUCAAGAUGUAAAGGAUUUGGCUGGAACUUCAGAGUGUUAUGUGGGCGAUGGCGAAGAUGUAAAGCAGGAUCGCAUAUUUAUUAGGGAAAAUCUGCAGAAAUAUGUAACCACACAGCAAAUACCAAGCGAAGAGAUAACCCUGCGGCGUAGGAAAAUAACAGCAUUGAAAACCAUCGAGGUUUAUGCUCCAUGCAAGAUCUUGAUUGGGAAAGAGCUUCUAGAAGCACCUGGCAUUGAUGAAUCUGAUUCAUUGGCAUUAAAAGAAAUCAAUGAUGUACUGAAUGAGGUUAAUUUGAUUUUGUACAUCUCAGACUUCUGUUUCAAAACAAGCGAAAGCGAAGUUAAAGAAUUCCUGCUUCAAAGUGGCUUUCUGCAAAAAUGUGUGGCCAAUCUGGAAAACCAAAAGCUAUUUCUCAUUGCAUAUCCGGAAAAGAGUUCUUCCUUGCGAUUAUCACCUGAAAUGGCUGGUAAAGAAAGCAGUAUUUUCGAACAACAAUCAGAGAAAAGGAAGCAGGAUCUCAUUGCACUAGAACGAUUGUUCCAGAAAGAAUUAGCUGAUGAAUUUAAAAGAAAUUUGAGCACACCAACUUUAUACCCAGUUUCUUAUGCAUCUAUUCUCAUGAAGGCUGGAGAUCCAACUGAGGUGGUGAGGGAAAAUGAGACUUUACUAAAACUCACUGGGAUGCAAAGCUUUCUAGAGGAAAUUGACCAUUUUGCAUUUAACUGUGCAAAAUCUUCAGUGGAAGAAGCUAAAGACCUGCUUUGUCUACUGGAAGAUACAGCGAAGCAGCAUUUGCAGUAUUGUGAAAAAGGUGAAGUGGAAAAAUGGCAAAAGCUUUUGCAAAACAAAGAAUCAAUGGGAUUACUUUUAUCCUCUGCCAAUGAACGCCAUGAAAAUGUCUUGAUGAAAACAUUUAAAAAACUGAAGGAAGCAAGAAAGGAUCUUAUUUUGAACACGGUUAAGCCCUUCCUGAAAGACACAGCAGAAGAAGCAGUGGAACGAUGGAACAGUAAUAAAUCGCAGAUCAACAGAAUGGGUAUAUUCAAUCCAUACUAUAAUGGCAGACAUCCUGCUUAUAAGUUAAAGAUUUAUGAUAUUGUAUUUGGAUACCUCAAGAUGCCUGACUUCACCAAAUUCUUGGAUGAAACUAGAAACAUCAUGGAGGAGUACAAGGAAUGUGCCAUUUUUGACCUUAGUGAAUUUCUUGCCAUACAUUUUGAAAAAGACACUGACAAGAUGCAAAGACUUGUACGCCGGAUAGCUGAAAAGGAACUGGAUGCUGCUAUUGGCUGGUACAUGGGCAAGAAAAGACUUCCAUUUACUGAAAUAAAGCUACACAAAUUGUUCAAGGAAGCUCUUGUACAUCUUCUGAAAGAACUUUUGAAACGAGUUUACAGUAUGAAAAAUAUUGAAGAAGCGAAGGAAAAGGUGUCCAAAGACCUUAAAAUGACUUUAUCAAAAGCGGAUGUAUGCUUUGAGUCCAAGCUUGAAUUUGAACUUCAUGAAAAAAGAUGGAAGUCCUUCAUAGGAAAGAUGAAGACUAGGGGCACAAAUCCCAAGUCAAGAAUUUGGCAGCUGGUGACCACAUCUCUGAAAAAUGAAUUCAAAAUGAAUGAAAUUGAAAAAUUUAAGUCUAACGUCAGCAAUAUGAUCCAAAUGGUUGAUGCUGCACUGAAGGGUACAAGAACCACUUCUUGAGUCACAUGCAGGAUAUGGGUGACCUUGGCAGAGCUGAAUUUAUUACACAUCACAAGAUUUCCUGAGAAAGUAGUGAUGUACCUUUCUUUCAAUAAUGCACCUAAGUAUCUGCCUAGAUUAUGUGCUGGAGUCCUAUUGUGGGACUUAAACCAAGUGUAAUAUGUAAUCAUAUGACAUAGAAAGGAUUUAAAUUGUCAUUAUUUCCUCCAACUUUAGAAAUUUUAACAUUAGCUAGCCAGAAGUACUUAAUAUUGAAAGUAUUUUUACUUUGCAGUGCAGUGCUUUUGCUUCAGGAUUUAAUUUUUAUAUAUGCAGAUUAGAGGGAUUUAGUUGAUAGGAGACUGGAAAUUGUUCAGUAAGGAAAUAAACAAUGAUAUAAUUAUUUUUCAUUCUUGUGAUCAGAGAACACAAUUUACAAAACUGCUAUGAUCUGUCAUUUUUACAACUUUUCUAUUCCAUAGCCAUGGCAAAGCUUGCUUGUUCUGGAUGUUAUUUUUAUAUUUGUUUUUCUUUGGUCCUAAUAAAAUAUUUUAAAAUUUUAUUAUGUGCAGGUGCCCAUUUUCAUAUAUAAUGGAUCAGUGACACAUCAUGAAAUGUCUUUAGUAUUCAUUUUGAUUUGUUAAGCUUUUAAAAUUUUAGCUUAGAGAUGCUUAUUCCAGAUUUGCAAUUCAGGGGAACAGAGGUUCUGUUUACAAGGUUUUUCUCCGAAGUAAACAAAGAAAAUAACUAAAUUUCUGUUGAUUUAUAUACUUGUACUAAAACAUAUUACAGGAUUUUCCCCCCACUGAGGGGGAAGUUGAAGUGCGGGCACGCAGAGGCGCGCCUCUGAUCGGUGAGCUGCCAUUUUAUGUAGGCGGGCCAAUUAAGGCCCACCCAGCAUGACGUCCGCAUGGAAGCGCUAUGCUUAUUAAAAAAUAAAAAGUUCCCUCAUGUGACAUUGUCACGAGUUGGGACAUGUCCAUAACUUUUAAAAAAACUUUAAUUAAAUUUUUAAAAACCUACGUGAAACGUCAUCCCGCCCGUGGAUGAGGUUUUAUGCUUUUUCUAAUUCCUGCCAGGGCUCCUGGCCUGUCCGCUAACCUUAAGGUUGGACGGGCAGGUCCAUUAAUUACUUCAAUGACUCUGUCGAUGGCCUCAAUUGGCCAUUGACAGGUUGGCGGGCGCACAGCUGAUUUUGCUGAGCCCCCGCCUACCUGAAAAUUUAAAUGGGGUGUGGUGACAUCGGGAGUUCCGCCCGAUGUCACCGUGCAUCAUUUUACCCGUCGGCGAGCGGGCCCUGCUCCCCCGUUUGCUGAUGGGAAAAUCCUGCCCAGAAUGUUUUUGGUUUCAUAGUUUAAAUUAGGUAAAGGCAUUUGUUUAUGUCUGGCUUAUUUCCUUUCUGUUAACAAUAAAAACAAUUAUUCUA
Carcharodon carcharias (great white shark) is the source of this 4659-nucleotide messenger RNA. RefSeq lists its product as uncharacterized. NCBI's taxonomy places the organism in Eukaryota, Metazoa, Chordata, Chondrichthyes, Lamniformes, Lamnidae. The record is from RefSeq and is a predicted model, not a curated record. The transcript has 24 exons. The coding region runs from base 162 to 3254 and encodes 1030 amino acids.